Sphaeramia orbicularis (orbiculate cardinalfish) is the source of this 728-nucleotide messenger RNA. RefSeq names its product galactose-specific lectin nattectin-like. The record is from RefSeq and is a predicted model, not a curated record. The transcript is spliced from 7 exons. NCBI's taxonomy places the organism in Eukaryota, Metazoa, Chordata, Actinopteri, Kurtiformes, Apogonidae. Bases 86 to 565 code for a protein of 159 amino acids.
GUCUAUACGAGUAUAUAAAGACACCAGUGUAGUGACAGUCACCUCACUGUCUACGACUAGUACAACCUUCUCCGAUCUCCACAAGAUGGCGUCUACUCUUUUUGUCAUUGCAUUCCUCUGUGGACUGUGGAUUGAGGCAAAUGCACAGACAGAUCCAGGUGAUUUCUGUCAGGAAUGUCCCCCUGGCUGGACAACAUUUGACAAACGCUGCUACUUGUUCCACAAACAGGAAAAGGACUGGGCAGACGCUGAGCGAACCUGCACUUCCCUCGGAGCGAACCUGGCCUCUAUCCGUAAUGCAGGAGUUUACAAGUUCCUCAGACAGAUGAUUCUCAGAGUGACCGGUUCAAAUAAAAAAACAUGGGCUGGAGGCUACGAUGCACCAAAGGAGGGCGUGUGGCUGUGGAGUGAUGGAUUCCACUUUGACUUCAAAGCGUGGCCCAAAGGGGAACCCAACAACCUGGGAGGAGAACACUGCAUGGAGUUCAACCUCAGGGGAAAAGACUACGUCAAUGAUGCCAAGUGCACAACAAGGAACUCUUUUAUUUGUGCCAAAGACCCAUGAUCUGCUCCUCAUGUGAACACAGAAGAACGUCUGUGUUUCACCAAUGAAAUCUUGUACGUCCAGGAUGUCAAGCCUCGAUGGCAUCACUACUGGAAUAGUUACAGCCUUCUAUUUCAGAUCAAUAAAUCAAUAAAAAAAAUCCUUUUCAGCAUUUCAUUGACAA